UCCACGCCGCCAUGGAGAGAAGACGGUGGCUUGACCUACCGCCGGAUCUAGCCAGCGAGAUCUCGCGCCGACUGCGCGAUGUCACCAACUUCGUCCACUUCCACGCCGUUUGCAAAUCAUGGCGUGCCUCGUGGUACCCAACGGCGACGACGACGGUCCAAUUCCUGCCAUGGCUCCUCGCAGCGGUGAAGGAAGACUCGACGCGCCUCGAGUUGAGAUGCGUCCUCUCCGGGUCAAACUACCGCUCGCAGCCGCUGCUGUCCGAGCCCUGGGGGAUGUGGGGAAUCAGCACCGGCGGCACCGCCCUCUGCUGCCUGACCAUUGAUAGCCUCCGCCCUAGCCUCCAUGACCCUCUCACCAGAGCCACUGCACACCUGCCUCCGCUCCCGCGCGAACUCGGCCUGUGGGGGAAGACGAUCAAUCCGUACGUCAUUAUCAACGACGACGGCACAAUCCUUCUCUACAGCAUCUCCUACAUCAGCAACAUGGUUGGGAUUAGGCCCACGGCCAGUUUCAGGGUGGCUCUACUUCGCCCCGGAGACGCAGAGUGGACGAUAGUCGAGAGGACCCUCGAGUGCCCCACCUGGUCAUCCGAACAUGAUUUGACGUGUGUCGCAUACCAAGGCGGCAAGAUCCUGGUCAUCAUGGAGGCUGGUACAUGCCACGUCGUCACACCAAACACCGAUGUCACAAGUGACGUGCUUGUCAGGGACGAGAGGGUGUUGCUGCUGGAAGCGUUUUUCGGUGAAUCCACCUACGCGUACAACUACGUCUUUAAGUCCCGUGGCGAAAUUCUAUGGGUGUCGAUUCAGACCGGGGAAUAUUACAGGUAUCAGCCGGGGCCAGACCUUCUAGAUGUCACGGUUUCAGUGCAGGCACUCCAUGAGCCGGCAUUGUCAACAUUGCAGGCACCGGAGAAGAUGACAUGGUUGAGGAGGGACGGACAUAGUCUAGCCGACCAUGUGUUGUUCCUGGGUGCGCGCCAUAGCUUCGUUGUGGAGGCGGCGCGGGUGCCCAACGGCCAAGGCGGGUGUGCCUACUUUGUCUACCAAAAUAAUAGAACCUUUACAUUCGGGAAGCGUGGCGUGUUCAGGUGCAACCUCAUUGAUGGCAAGACCGAGCUAGUACAGCGGCUGCCUCGAUGUUGGGACGAGAAGAUAUGCACAUGGUUCAACCCUGCGUCCGUCAUUAAUCCUCCUCAGGAAAUCAGCGAGUGGUCACUGGAACAGCAGCCAAAGAUAGCUCCAACAAUUUCUAGUCGCCCAACACACACACUUCACAUCGAGAGACAUCGUGUGCCAAGUUUUAGGUUACUGGUGCGCGGACUGCCUCUCACAGUGAAGAGCACUCAGCUACGACUCUUCUUCAGCCAGCACGGCAAAGUGUCCAGUGCCGAGGUGAUCUGCUAUAAGAAAACUGGUGCGUCACAGGGCAUUGGGAAUGUAGCUAUACAAAUGACACAUGCCCAUGAGAAAGAUGCCCUUGCUGCUCUCAGUGAACUGGUUUUAGAUGGAUGCCGUCUUGAGGUUAGCUUGGUGAAGGAAGGGCAGCCACGACAGCGUCGGCACCGGCGUCAGCGUAGAUAUAUCUAG
Triticum aestivum (bread wheat) is the source of this 1592-nucleotide messenger RNA. RefSeq lists its product as uncharacterized. Gene Ontology annotation, molecular function: protein binding; RNA binding. The transcript has 2 exons. The record is from RefSeq and is a predicted model, not a curated record. Lineage: Eukaryota; Viridiplantae; Streptophyta; Magnoliopsida; Poales; Poaceae. Bases 12 to 1592 code for a protein of 526 amino acids.